AUGGCGGCAAAUCCGGGGCCCAUAGGGCCCCCUGAUCCCGUACUCCGUAUGGAGAGCUCUUGCGAGACUAGUCUGCGAUUCGAAAUCUUCACGGCGCCUGGUCAUAGUACAUCUACACUGUGCGUUGACGUCUGUCCAUGGAUUCUCGGCCUACCUAUGCGUGACGUCACAGAUCUACGAAAAAAAAGCAAGACUGUCUCCCUGGCCUCCAUUCUCGAACGUGGAUCGAAUAAUGCUCAG
This is a messenger RNA of Amoebophrya sp. A25, 240 nucleotides long. Lineage: Eukaryota; Dinophyceae; Syndiniales; Amoebophryaceae. The record is from the annotation of a GenBank genome assembly.